AUGGGCAAUACAGAAAGCUCCAAAGUCGAUUUCCGCAAACUUGUUGUAGAAGAAACUUCAAAACCUUUAACAAAUGACGAAGAUUUGGAUUGGGAUAAACUUCUUCCAUUUAAUACAAUUAAUGAUUUAUUUAAUUUUUUGUCUGCUGCUGAUGUCAGAGGAUUGAGAGAUAUGCAUCCAAAUAUAAUUAAUUGUAUUCGUCUACUUAUACGUGUUAUUCCUUUCCUUUUUGAAGAGAGCGAAUGGCGAGCUUAUUUCUGGGCCCAAAUGCCCGAGAAAGAAGGAAAUACAGAAAAUCGGCCUCCUCUUGGAAGUUUGCUUUUAAAUGCACUUUCUCAUCUUUUAUUUUGUCCGAAUUUUACUGUUGGACUUCAAAUCAAAAGCCUUUCAAAAAUAGAUAGUUGUGAAUAUAUUUGGCAAUCUGGAGUUGGUUUUGCUGGGAAACCACCAUCCAGCGCUGUUUAUGAUGCAAAUAGAACAGAAAUAUUGAAACUUUUAUUAGUGUGUUUUUCGGAGAUUAUUUACAAUCGUGAGACAGGUAUCUUGUUAGAUUUCAAUCAUUUUUUACAUUUUGGCUCACUCGACAAUUACCUCACUCUUCCCAUCUACUCUAUUAUUAAUUUUUUAACUUUAGAAAUUUCAAAAAUUCGUUGGAUAACUUGUUUUACUUCGGCAGAGAAUCGUAACGUUCUCCCAAUUUUUACUUCUCUUUUAAAUAUAAUUUGUUCCUAUGAUCCUGUUGGGCUUGGAGUGCCAUACAAUUAUCUUUUAAUGACCGACUUUCGCGAACCUUUAGUUAAAGUUUCUCUACAAUUUUUGAUUGAUGGUUAUGCUGAAAAUUAUUUUAUUAAUUAUCUUUCAAGAAUUCAUAGAGAAGAAGAUUUUGAUUUUAUUUUGAAGGGUUUUACUCGUCUUUUAAACAAUCAAUUACAAGCUACUUAUUUCCCUAAAUCUUUAAAGAAAAUUGAAUUCCAUCAAGAACUUCUUGUUCUCCUUUGGAAAUGUUGUGAAUUUAAUCAGAAAUUUCUCUAUUUUAUUCUCAAAACUAGUGAUAUGCUUGACAUUCUCGUUCCUAUACUUUAUCAUUUAAACGACUCUCGUACAGACCCUUCACGUAUUGGACUUGUGCAUAUGAGUGUAUUUUUAAUUUUAUUGUUGAGUGGAGAAAGAAAUUUUGGUGUUCGUUUAAAUAAACCUUUCACUUCUCGUGGAAUUAUUGAUGUUCCUAUAUUUACUGGGACACAUGCUGAUCUUUUAAUUAUUGUUUUUCAUAAAUUAAUAACUAGUGGAAAUCAUAAAUUGCAAUCUCUAUUUGAUUGUUUGUUGACAAUUAUUUUUCGCCAUAUCUCAAAUCUUUGUCUAUGGUUACUGCUAAUAAAUUGGUUCAUUUGCACUCCUUGGUUUAUGUUUUCCUCUCCAACAAAUCACCAUUUAAUUUUCUUUAUUCUGGAAAUGUUUAAUAAUAUUAUUCAAUAUCAAUUUGAUGGUAAUUCUAAUUUAAUUUACACAAUAAUACGAAAACGACAUGUUUUCUAUCAAUUAAGUAAUAUUCAAACCGAUUCUGUUUCAAUAGCCCAAGGAUUACGAAAAGGUAAAAAGCCAGUUCCAAAGGAUUCAGAGGAAGAAUCUGCCGGGGAAAUUACACAAAUUGGUGAAAAGAAUGAAAUAAGAGCUCCAAUUGGUCCAACUUCAACACUCGCCCAAACUCCAGCAAUUGAUGUAAUGACAACAAAUUAUGAGGCUAAGGAAGGCAAAAAUGAACAGAAACAAAUUCCUAAAGAAAAGAAAGGAGAAAAUUCUAAAGAAAAAUUAGAAAAUGAAAAAAAGAAAGAUGAAGAAGAAGAGGAAUGGAUAGCUACCCCAGAAUGGGUAGAAUCUUGGAAGAGUAAAUUACCUUUGCAAACAAUAAUGCGUGUGUUACAAAUUUUGGUUCCUCAAGUAGAAAAAAUUUGUAUUGACAAAGGGUUAACUGACGAAAGCGAAAUUUUAAAAUUUUUACAACAUGGAACUCUUGUUGGACUUUUACCAGUACCUCAUCCAAUACUUAUUCGCAGAUACAUUGCUAAUGAAGGGACAAACAAUUGGUUUAGAACAUACACUUGGGGUGUUAUUUACUUAAGAAAUGUUGAUCCAGCUAUUUGGUAUGACACAGAAGUAAAUCUUUUUGAAAUUCAAAAUGCCUAA
Messenger RNA from Meloidogyne enterolobii, 2184 nucleotides. The record is from the annotation of a GenBank genome assembly. Lineage: Eukaryota; Metazoa; Nematoda; Chromadorea; Rhabditida; Meloidogynidae.